Molecule: messenger RNA, 1551 nt
Organism: Lachancea thermotolerans CBS 6340
Lineage: Eukaryota; Fungi; Ascomycota; Saccharomycetes; Saccharomycetales; Saccharomycetaceae
Gene: SMI1
Product: Smi1p
Exons: 1
Coding region: 1-1551 (516 amino acids)
Biological process (GO): cell wall biogenesis; regulation of fungal-type cell wall biogenesis
Cellular component (GO): mating projection tip
Source: RefSeq, a predicted model, not a curated record
AUGGAAGGCGUCAAGAAGAAGUGGAAGGAGCUGCUGUACUCUUUUAGCACCAACGACCGCUACGCUGACUACAACGAAAACCAAGGCACAGGCAUCAGCAGGGUCUCUGCUGGCUCGGGGAGCGCCGCGGCCGCGGCGUCCUCUUCGCAGAUCCAGCUCACAGACUUCGUGGACGGCCACGAGUCGAGCAACGACGGCGUUAGCGAGGCCAUGCUUGCCUGGAGACACAUCGAAGCUUGGGCGUCCGAGAACCACUCAGAUCUCUACGCUACCCUCAGUGAACCCUGCACCCGCAGUGACAUUGCGAACGCCGAGAAAGAUCUCGCUAUAAUCUUCCCCGCAUCCGUGCGCGCCUCGCUCCGUUUACACGAUGGCCAAGAGGACUUAGAAUCCCUGACAGGCACGUCUGGCUUGAUUUUCGGUCUUCAGCUCAUGCCAUUGGACCAGAUUGUCCAGAUGACCAUGACCUGGAGAAGCGUGGCUGAAAACAUGUCCAAGAAGAACAGAAAUUCGUCACCCGUUCCCUCCGGUAACGGUUCUGGCAUUGAGAUGCCUAAUAAGUCCGCCACACCCCAGACUCUCAAGACUAAGGGCUACGGCAAGCUUGACUCCCAGGACUAUCCCAACACAAAUCCCGGCCUUCAACGUGAUAUUUCUCAUAAUUCCAACAAGCAAUUCAAAAUGAACUCCAUCCCAAGACAAGGUUCGGUACCUCAAAAUGCCAUCCAGCCGACUUAUGCCAAUGCCGGUUGGAUCCCACUAGUAACUGAUAACGCCGGUAACCAUGUUGCCGUGGACUUAGCACCUGGCCCCAAGGGUGUUUAUGGACAAGUUAUUCUGUUUGGUAGAGAAUUCGACACAAAAUAUGUGGUUGCCAACAACUGGGGAGACUUUUUGUUGGCAUUUGCCAACGAUCUGGAGAAAGGAAACUGGUAUAUCAUGGACGCAGAUGAUGAUUACCUCAGUGGCGAAGGUGACCUGGUCUUUAGAGACAAAGAGGACGACGGUCCAGUCGUUGACUACUUUGAUGUGCUAAAGGCCAGAACUCAUGCGGCGCUACAGCGCCAGCACAGCAGCACGGGUAAAGAACAACCUGAAUAUACUCAGGCUCGGAAAGUGUCACGCGGUGCCCCUGCCGCGGCUGGGGAGAGCUCAACUAUGAUUGAAGUCUCUCCCGUUGUCAGCAGCGAUAACGCCAACCCAGACAAGAAAACCGUCGAAAACACCGUCAUAGAAUCUCCAGCCAACUCAACUCAAGCUUCAGUGGCAGGCCUGAAAGUCGAGGAGGAGCCCAAGGAAACUAAACCCGAAGUGCAAGAGAGCUCCAAGGCUUCAGACAUGACUCAAAAAGACGAAAAAUUGGAGGAAGAACCCUCAAAAGACGCUAAAGUUACUCAGCAGCCAUCCGAAGUCAGCAAAGAAACAAAAAUCACAAGCGGCGCUGCACAGGAAUCUGCUGAUGAGCAAGCUAACACCAGCAAUACCGAAAUCCCACCGGAGACAGCGAGCGUAAAAGAAUUAAAAGAAGAAUUUGAAAGCGUUGCAUUAUAA